AGCAAACACCUACCUCUUCAUGGUGCAAGCUCAAGGCAUAAUGCUACGAGACAACGUUCGAACAAUUGGGCACAUGCUAAGACAAUAUACCAAUAAAAAUGGUACACUAAAUGGAACAGACUACCCAGAUGGUACCAAUUCCACCGAUUUCACCGCACAGUCCACAAUGUAUUUGCCUGAAAACUUUACAUUCUCUCCAAACCUUCCGUGUCCGGAAAAGUUGCCGUUUAUGCGUGGGCCCACAGAUAUUAACAUGAGUGAGAUCUCGUUAGAAGAAGUUCAUCAGAUGUUUGCUGAUAUGGGUAUUGGACCCGGAGGGCAUUGGAAGCCCACAGACUGCACUCCCCGGUGGAAGGUAGCAAUCCUGAUUCCAUUCCGAAAUCGCCAUGAACACCUGCCUAUUUUCUUCCGCCACCUGAUACCCAUGCUGCAGAGACAGCGCUUAGAGUUUUCCUUCUAUGUCAUUGAACAGGCUGGCACUCAGACAUUCAAUCGAGCAAUGCUGUUUAAUGUUGGGUUUAAAGAAGCUAUGAAGGAUCGAAAAUGGGAUUGUGUCGUUUUCCAUGAUGUAGAUCACAUUCCUGAAAACGAUAGAAAUUAUUAUGGUUGUGGAGAAAUGCCUCGUCAUUUUGCAACAAAACUUGACAAGUACAUGUACAUUCUGCCAUACAACGAGUUCUUUGGAGGAGUAAGUGGUUUAACAGUGGAGCAGUUUAGAAAGAUCAAUGGAUUUCCCAAUGCAUUCUGGGGAUGGGGAGGUGAAGACGAUGAUUUGUGGAACAGGGUACAUUAUGCCGGCUUCAAUGUGUCAAGACCAGAUGGAGACCUUGGGAAGUACAAGUCUAUACCCCACCAUCAUAGAGGAGAGGUCCAGUUCCUAGGACGAUACAAGUUGCUACGAUACUCUAAAGAACGUCAAUAUCUUGAUGGAUUAAAUAAUUUAAUAUAUGCCCCAAAUAUAAUUAUAGACAAGUUGUUUAAAAACAUCACUGUAAACCUUGUGCCAGAGCUGGCUCCGGUGAAAGACUACUAA
Molecule: messenger RNA, 1033 nt
Organism: Staurois parvus
Lineage: Eukaryota; Metazoa; Chordata; Amphibia; Anura; Ranidae
Source: the annotation of a GenBank genome assembly